Rhodofomes roseus is the source of this 1602-nucleotide messenger RNA. RefSeq lists its product as uncharacterized. The transcript has 3 exons. Bases 1 to 1602 code for a protein of 533 amino acids. The record is from RefSeq and is a predicted model, not a curated record. Lineage: Eukaryota; Fungi; Basidiomycota; Agaricomycetes; Polyporales; Fomitopsidaceae. Gene Ontology annotation, molecular function: DNA-binding transcription factor activity, RNA polymerase II-specific; RNA polymerase II cis-regulatory region sequence-specific DNA binding. Gene Ontology annotation, biological process: regulation of DNA-templated transcription; cell differentiation; anatomical structure morphogenesis.
AUGCCUGCAUACCGCACUCGCGAGACAUCCUCCAGACCCCUCGAAGUCGCGACGGACGCGCCACACCCUCUCCCGACGGUCGCUAUCGUUUCCCCGACGCCUCGCGCAUUUUCCUUCCCUAUCAACAACGACGUUCACUUCGCCUCCCCGUCAAGUUCGCCCUUCGAGCCCGAUCUGAAGUCGGUAUGCACGCCGCCCCCCGUCCGCGCCUUCUCCCCCACCUCCUCCAUCGGCUCUGAUGGAUCCUCCAUCCUCUCGACCCCUUCAGCCCGCUCCUCGCAGGCUUCGCAUAAGCGGCGUAGAUCGACCGCGAGCGAUAUCGUGGAGCGGCGGCCAAAGAAGGGCGACGAGGACUACAUCAAGCGUCCCGAGAACGCGUUCAUCCUCUUCCGGCGUAAGUGCUGCGAGGACCGUCAAGCGGCCGAUGAGGCGGCGGAGGAACCAGUCAAGAAGCAGCGUCAGGCGGAUCUCUCCAAGGCGAUCAGCCAGCAGUGGAAAAGUCUGCCCGCGGAGGAGCGGUCGUACUGGGAAGAUCUAGCGAAGGAGAAGAAGAAGGAGCACGAGGCGAUGUACCCCAAUUACGUCUAUCGCCCGCAGAGGAUUAAGGAGAGGGCGAAGUCGAAGAAGGGUAAGGGGCGGAGGGGUGACGGCGAGCAAGAGACGGAUGCGGAGAGCAGCAUUUCGUUCGUGCUUCCAGUUCCGUCUCCUCCUCGCAGCCUCAGUCGCGACAGCCUCCCUGCGCCGUCGCGCGGUCAGAAUCGGAGAGCGGUUUCUGCGCCGACGCCACCGCCUACGUAUCAGACCAUCCAGCUUCCGAGCGUCUUCAUGCCCUCAUGCCCCACGUCCCCGUCCCUUCUUCCCCGAAUCAGCAGACGCUCUCCUCGUAUACCCCAUCCCGACGACGACCAUCUGACGCAUUUCGAGUACUUACCUAACGACUCCCUCUAUCCGCCGACAUUCCAGCAACACGCCGCCUUCGAGCCGAACGUCCAGAUGUUCCAAGCUGAGCAGCCCGCGCUCCAGCAACAGCACCAGCAGGGCGGUCCUCUUCUCCAUUCGCUCAGCAUCCCGCGCGACCCGGGCAUGAUGGCCUCCAGCCUCGUGUCGCCCGCAGAGUCCAUCGCGUCGAGCCAGUUCUUGUCGCCCAUUGAUCACUUCACGUCUCCCGUCUCGCCUUCGUCGCCACAGGGCGCCCCGUUCACGCCGGCCGAGGCCAUCUCGAUGAUGGCCCUGUCGCUUAACAACCCGGCCGACGACACCAGCCAACACCCAGACCCGAGUCAAGCUCCCGAGAUGUCGUUCCCCUCGUUCUCGUGGCCGACCGAAGGGAGCCUCUGGCCAGACGAGAGCAUGAUCCCGGACGACUUCGACCUCAGCGCCAUCCCGCCGAUUGAGCUUGGUAUCUCGAAGUUUGACGGCGAGAUGCAGCAGCUCGCGAGAAUGUCGGCCGACGUACCGCUAGGGUACGACUUCGAGAGCGGCGAGUUCCCACCCAUGGACAUGGCGCCAGAGCACGACCUUCACGACGCAGACCCUGGACAAGACCCGUAUAACGUCAACGGGAUGUUCAGUGGCUACGACAAUGGCAAUAUGCCCUGGUGA